GCAAUUAAACCUUUAAAAAAUAAGUGGGAGAGAGAAAAGAGGUAUGAUGAACUUACCGCCGUGUGUGUGCGUGUGAAAUUGCUGUGCUGCCGCAUAAGUGCUCACUGACCCAGUUUCAUAGUUGUUUUCUCGAAAUUGGUGGCCUUCUGCAUCAUCUCUCUGGUUUGUUAGGGGUCCAUAUUCCGCACUCACAAACCCACUUUUCCCCUCUCAUUCAUUCCCUGCUCUCCACUUUCUUCUCCAAAGAAACAAAGAUUUCAAGGAAUAUAUUCUUUGCUUUUUAUUUCAGUGUGCACCAUUCGUUUUUCUAAAGCUCAAGAAGGAACCCAAAUCCCCUCCCUAUCCAUUUUGAUUUAAAGCUCACAGUCCCUCUAACUUUUCUGUUUUUUCCUCUAAAGAAUGAAAGUCUUUGGGGCUCUAGAAGGCCAGAGCACUGCUCUUUAUUCUUAUACUUGGGCUUUGCUUUUCGGGUUUGCUUUGUUCUCUGCUUGUUGAAAGAUUUCAUUUUUGUUAGGGGCGAGAUGGAACCUGGUGUUCUUGAUAGUAUAAUUAAUAGGCUUCUUGAAGUUAGAGGGAGACCAGGUAAACAAGUGCAGCUCCAGGAGGCUGAGAUAAGGCAACUUUGUUUUGUAUCCAAGGAUAUUUUCUUGAGGCAGCCUAAUCUUUUGGAGCUUGAUGCUCCUAUCAAGAUUUGUGGUGAUGUCCAUGGUCAGUAUUCAGAUCUUCUGAGGCUUUUUGAGUUUGGCGGAUUACCUUCUCACUCCAACUACUUGUUCUUGGGGGAUUAUGUUGAUCGUGGGAAGCAAAGCCUUGAAACCAUAUGCCUUCUCCUUGCAUAUAAAAUAAAGUAUCCAGAGAAUUUUUUCCUUCUGAGGGGCAACCAUGAAUGUGCUUCAAUAAACCGAAUAUAUGGGUUUUUUGAUGAGUGUAAACGAAGAUUUAAUGUCAGACUCUGGAAAGUAUUUACAGAAUGUUUCAACUGCCUUCCUGUGGCAGCUCUCAUUGAUGAGAAAAUUCUCUGCAUGCAUGGCGGACUAUCUCCUGAGUUAAACAAUUUAAAUCAGAUUAAGAGUUUACAGCGACCUACUGAUGUCCCAGACAGUGGUUUGCUAUGUGAUCUCCUGUGGUCUGAUCCUAGCAAAGACAUUCAAGGUUGGGGACCAAAUGAGAGGGGAGUUUCCUUUACCUUUGGUGCUGAUAGGGUGACCGAGUUUCUUCGGAAGCAUGAUCUAGAUUUAAUUUGCCGAGCUCACCAGGUUGUCGAAGAUGGAUAUGAGUUCUUUGCCAACAGACAACUUGUGACAAUAUUUUCAGCACCUAAUUACUGUGGUGAGUUUGACAAUGCUGGGGCAAUGAUGAGCGUGGAUGAGUCUCUUAUGUGCUCUUUCCAGAUAUUGAAACCUGCUGAAAAGAAGUCAAAGUUUGGCUUUGGGAGUAGAGCUUCAGCUAAGCCGGGUACUCCAAUGAAAGUCAAGUCGUUUCAUGGUGCAGUGGCGUAAGGUAUUGUGAUAUGAGAUCCUGAAGAAAAUAUCUGCCCUAGGUUGGACAUAGGUAAUAAGGUUGCAAUUUUAGAAGUCCUGAUUGCUUUCAACACAAGGGACAAACACAAUUUAGCAAAUUCCUUCAGCUAGGAAGAGUGCGGAAGAUCUUCCGUGGAGAAUCUGCCAUCAUAUGAAGUGAGACUGUAAAACCUUCCAUGUAAGAGUGGGGAAAGUUGGAAAAAGAGUUAGGUUGAAUCAUUUCUUUCUUUUUUUGGUUAUUUGGGUCUUGCAUUUCCAUAUUAAAUAAUAACAGUUUACAGUUGUAAGACUCACUGUCAGUAUUCUCCUCUUUGUUCAAUCUGUCUAUUAAACAUAGAACGAAAAUAAAGUUGAAAGGAAAUUUGGGAUUGAA
This is a messenger RNA of Prunus dulcis (almond), 1893 nucleotides long. RefSeq names its product serine/threonine-protein phosphatase PP1-like. NCBI's taxonomy places the organism in Eukaryota, Viridiplantae, Streptophyta, Magnoliopsida, Rosales, Rosaceae. The transcript has 4 exons. The record is from RefSeq and is a predicted model, not a curated record. Bases 522 to 1499 code for a protein of 325 amino acids. Gene Ontology annotation, molecular function: protein serine/threonine phosphatase activity. Gene Ontology annotation, cellular component: nucleus; cytoplasm.